GCCCCCCGGGCCCUGGAGAAGCUUAGCAUCCGAUGAAGGCCUCCGGGUCCCCGCCUCUGAGGGGAAGGCGGUGCCGCCCGCCGAGCCGUCUCCCCCUCGCCGCAGGGGCUGCCCGGCGGCCGCCAUCUUGGGAGGCGGGCAGAUGGGGUUGGGGGGCUGGUGGCGGGCGCUGCGGGCGGCGAGCGGCGGCUGGUGGCCGGCGGCAGCGCCCGGUGAGGCGGGGACGCAGGGGGCGGAGCGGAGCGGCGGCUGGGGGGCCCCGUGUCCCGGGGCCGGAGGAGGCGCCAGCCGCAGCCUCUGCACCGGCGGGGCGCCGAGCCUGUCCUACCAACAGCUCAAAGACUUGAAGAAGACCAGCGUUCUCCACAUAGACGUGCGGGAGCGGUGGGAGGUCGACAGAUCUGGGAAAAUCCCAGCGUCCAUCAACAUACCGCUGGGUGAAUUAGUGGAAGCUCUACAAAUGGACCCAAUGGAGUUCAAGGAACGGUACAAUCAAAAGAUGCCGUCCAGGUCGGACCCUGUGGUUUUCUCCUGUUUGGCAGGAACAAGAAGUAAACAAGCACUUGGUGUUGCCAUGUCUUUGGGUUUCAGCAGAGUUCAGCAAUAUGCUGGUGGCUUUGAGGACUGGGUAAAACAUGAACCUCCAGAGACAAAAUGAAGAUAAUUACCCCAGCCCUUACUUCAUCAAGGCUUCAGGAUGGUAUGUAGGGUUUGGCAUUCAAGCUAUGUGUGUUCCACUCCCAGAAUACAGCCCACUCCUAUUUUCUUGUGUAAAUGGACAUUCACCUUCAAAUAGCCAUGCAUGUCAGCUGCUUCGUUUAAAUUGUAUUUGAAGAUUGUGACAUGAACAAAUAACACUGAAUUUGUUCAACCUUUACGUUGAGCUAUGUUUUUUGGUGAAAGUAUGUAAAGAAAACUUAAGAGCUUAUUAUGUUUACUAAGAUUUUUGUAUGAUGUAGUUUGUGGCUGUUUAAAAUAAUGAUGGUAGAAUAAACAAACUUACCCUUUCCCACGUAACUGUGGUAGUUUGUUUAGAGCAGUUAAACUGCAGAUAUUCUAAUGGAACUGGGGUAACUUCCCUAAGCACAGAUUUAUCAUACUUCAUGUGUAGCUGGAGUUCUAAAAUAGUUGCUGUGUUAUCAAGGAGUACAAGUAGAGUACAAAUGUUUAGGUUUGUACUUACGUGAUUGUAAGGCCAAAACAUAACUACUGGUCAGAAAACCCAAAGGAAAACUGACCUGAUGCUAGAAUAUUUGCUGUUCAAAAUGUUGAUUCCUUAUUUUAGAAGUGUAUAAAUUUUUAUACGCAGAUCUGUUUCCGAGCACAAAAUGCUGUAGCAUUCAGUUGACAACUUCUCUCAGUGUCAAAUGAGAACUCUAUAUUUGAAGUUACUAGUACAGAGAGGUAAUCAUUUUAGGCUGGAAAAUUUGAGGCAUCCAAGGAAGUUACUAAACCCCCUUCCUUCUUUUAUGUAUGUGAGUUUGCAUGUCUUGAACUUUGAAAAACAAGCCAACCCAUCCCAUCCCCACCUGUAAAUUUGCAUAGUCAUCAUUUUAAGGAUUUUUUUUUUUGCUUGGUUGUUUUUUUCAGCGCUGUUAGCAUUUCAGGGGAACUAGCAAAGGUGAAUUGCUUUGGCCUCUAGAAAAUUAAAGUCCUAGCACAGAAAUUCAGGACUCUGCAGGAUUUCUGGAAGAAGGAAUUAAAAUUUCUGGUCCUGCGCAAAUCAGUAUUGCAGGUGCUGUGCACUUACCUAUAGCUUUUCCAUUCUGACAGUGCUGUCUGCAUGGUGAGAAGAGGACC
Molecule: messenger RNA, 1800 nt
Organism: Strigops habroptila (Kakapo)
Lineage: Eukaryota; Metazoa; Chordata; Aves; Psittaciformes; Psittacidae
Gene: TSTD3
Product: thiosulfate sulfurtransferase like domain containing 3
Exons: 4
Coding region: 143-658 (171 amino acids)
Cellular component (GO): mitochondrion
Molecular function (GO): thiosulfate-cyanide sulfurtransferase activity
Source: RefSeq, a predicted model, not a curated record